Messenger RNA from Scatophagus argus, 4624 nucleotides. Its product is annotated as alpha-2-macroglobulin-like. Lineage: Eukaryota; Metazoa; Chordata; Actinopteri; Scatophagidae. The transcript has 36 exons. The record is from RefSeq and is a predicted model, not a curated record. Gene Ontology annotation, molecular function: endopeptidase inhibitor activity. The coding region runs from base 75 to 4475 and encodes 1466 amino acids. Gene Ontology annotation, cellular component: extracellular region.
UGUGAAGCGGGGGUAGAUUUCUGUAACAGAGGCUAUUUAACACAUGCUGACAGUGAGGCUCAUCUCAGUCAGUCAUGGCUCAUACUGGGACUCAGAUGUGGACAUGGACACUGUGUGUCUUCUUGAGUUGGAUGUCUGGGGGUCAAGCAGUGGCAGGACCGCAGUACAUGGUAGCCAUUCCUGCAGUUCUUGAAGCUGGAGCUGACACCAGAUUAUGUGCGAGUCUCCUGCAGACCAAUGAGACUGUGAAAAUGACCAUCACUUUGAAGCCUCGGAAUAUAACCCUCUUCCAGGAGACAUCCGAUGAAAAGUUUCAUACCUGCGUUCAGUUUAAGGUUCCUUUAGUGGAGAAUGAUGUGGUGGAGAGGUUGAGGGUGGAGGUACAAGGUGACACAUUUUACUCAAAAGAAGUCAGGAAAGUCAUGAUCAAGGUCUAUCGUCCAAUGACAUUCAUCCAGACUGAUAAACCAAUCUAUCUCCCUGGACAAACAGUGCAUUUCCGAGUCGUCACACUGGACACCAAACUGAGACCUGCUGAUCAGCUUUACAAUAUCAUUGAAAUUGAGGAUCCUCACAGCAACAGGAUCGGACAAUGGCUGAAUCAAAAAUCCGAAGGUACAAUACUGCAGCAUUCUUACUCCUUGAACUCCGAAGCCCGUGAAGGACACUACACGGUUAUUGUGGACAUUAAUGGAAGCAAAAUACGUCACAGCUUCAAGGUGGAGAAGUACGUUUUGCCCAAAUUUGACGUAAAAAUAAAUUCAUCUAAUGAAGCAAGUAUUGGGCAGGAUGAAAUUGAAGCUGAAGUAUGUGCUAAGUAUACAUAUGGACAGCCUGUACCAGCAAGUAUUGAAGCUGAGAUGUGCCGAUCUCUUCAGCGCUAUAUCUUUAGUACUCGUUUAGCCGUCCCUGAUCAUCCAGACGGAGUACCAGAGAUUACGGCCCCAUGCCACAAGGAGACAAAGCAGACAGACAAGACAGGCUGUGCCACUUUUGCCUUCAAGAUGUCCACUUUCACAAAACUUGACAUGAAAGUGCUGCAGGAUGUGCUAGAGCUCAAGGUGAAAGUGGAAGAGGAAGGGACAGGUGUUUCAUUUUUACAAGAAAAGAGGGUACAACUUUCUUACGUUAUUGGAAAGCUGUCCUUCACUGACACACCCACGAUAUAUGAGGAAGGAGCAAACGUGGCAGGAAAAGUUAAAGCAGUCUAUUACAAUAAUACACCCAUUCCUGACAUGCCGGUGUACCUGUUUGAGGGUGAAGUAUGGUCAUCACGUCGGCUACAGAAUCUCACAACAGACAAAGAUGGUGUUGCUGCUUUCUUAUUUAGCACGGCUGAUCUUAAAGGGAGCAUCCACCUCCACAUUAGCAACACACCAACACUGGGCUACUCUGGCUACAGAACUGCAUACUAUGAGACUGCUGAUCACACAGUGUCUUUGGCCCAAACUUCCUCUCCGGACACUAAAACCAUCAGCUCCCUAGAGGUGAAGAAGAUGGAUGGACCACUUCCCUGUAACAGCGAUGUCGACAUCUCCAUCCAAUACACUGUGAUUGGAGAGGCAAAGGGCUCUGUGGAUGUUAUGUGUCUGGCUUUAAGCAGAGGAGCUGUUGUCAUGCAAGCAGUUAGAAACUUUGAGGUGCAAGAUAAAUCAGUGACUAAGGGUGAGGUGUCCUUCAAGUUGAACGUGUCUCCAGAAAUGGCACCAGAGGUCCAGGUUGUGGCAUACGCCGUCCUCCCCAGUGAGGCUGUGAUUGCUCACAGUGCUGACUUCUCCAUUGAGAAAUGCUUCAGUCACCAGGUGUCCCUGAAAUUCUCUCCAUCCCCAGCCAUCCCAGGAGAGGAGACCACCGUGCAGCUGACAGCACAUUCACACUCUCUGUGUGGUUUGAGUGCGGUUGACCAGAGUGUCCUUAUCAAAGAGCCAGGAAAGUCUCUGGAUGCAGAGAAGAUAUUUAAUUUGUUGCCAGUAAAAAAAGCAACCUAUAUUCCAUAUGAAACUGAGGAUCCUGUCCACUGCUUGCAUGUGAGACCUAGAAGAUACGUCUUGCCAUACCCCCAGGAGAAAGAUGAUGCUCAUACAGUUUUCCAGAAUGUAGGGCUGAAGAUGGCAACAAACUUGUUUAUCCGAGUGCCUCCAUGUCUCAAGUACAAAGGAAGAGAAUACCACCAAGGCCACGGCUAUGGUAUGCGUGUUGCUAUGGAAUAUGAUAGUGUUCCUCAAAUGAGCAGAAUGAAUGUAGGAAUGGGAGUGGGAAGUUCACCUGGUCGUCCUGCUUCAGGAUUUAGUGGGUCCAGUUUUUCUCCUAGUCCACCAAUAGAGACAGUCCGUACUUUCUUCCCUGAGACCUGGAUAUGGGACCUUGUGAAAGUUGGAGAGUCUGGAACGAAGGACGUGGCGUUCACUGUCCCAGACACCAUCACCACCUGGCAGACGGAGGCUUUCUGUUUGUCCCCUCAAGGUUUUGGCUUGGCUCCUCAUAAGGAGCUCAACGUUUUCCAGCCAUUCUUCCUUGAACUCAGCCUGCCUUACUCAAUCAUCCGGGGGGAGCACUUUGAACUGAAGGCAACCACCUUCAACUACCUGCCCAGCUGCAUCAUGGUCACUGUGACUCCAGCGCCUUCCUUAGAUUACACCCUCACCCCCCUCUCUGGUGACCAGUACACAGCCUGUCUGUGUGGCAAUGAGCGCAGGACCCUCAGUUGGACCAUGGCUCCCUCAGCCUUAGGGGUUGUGAAUGUGACUGUGACUGCCGAGGCUCAAGCAUCCCAUGCUUCAUGUGACAAUGAGAUUGUGACCGUGCCAGAAAGGGGUCGUGUUGACAUAGUCACACGAUCUCUCAUAGUAAAGGCUGAGGGAACUGAGAUGACAAAGACCUACAACUGGCUGCUCUGUCCCAAAGGGGAAGCGUUGACAGAGGAAGUAGACAUAGAACUCCCAGAGAACGUGAUUGAUGGAUCUGUCCGUGCCACAGUAUCAGUUCUUGGUGACAUCCUGGGCCGGGCCCUGCAGAACCUUGAUGGGCUGCUGACGAUGCCAUAUGGAUGUGGUGAGCAGAACAUGGCGCUUCUGGCCCCCAACAUUUACAUUCUCCAAUACCUGAAAAACACACAGCAGCUGACCUCAGUCGUCAACGAAAAGGCUACCAACUACCUGACCAGUGGCUACCAGAGACAGUUGAACUACAAACAUUCCAAUGGUGCUUACAGCACAUUCGGAUCCGGACAAGGAAACACUUGGUUGACUGCUUUUGUGCUGAGGUCUUUUGCCAAAGCACGGUCCUUCAUCUACAUCGACCCAGCAAAGAUUCAACAGUCUAAGUCUUGGCUGGAGCGCAAGCAACGACAAAAUGGCUGUUUUGAACAGUCAGGCAAACUCUUCAACAACAGAAUGAAGGGUGGUGUGUCUGAUGAAGUGACUCUCAGUGCUUAUGUCACUGCUGCCUUCUUGGAGAUGAACGUGUCCACAAAUGACCCAGUGGUGAAUAAGAGCCUGUCUUGCCUCAGGGCCUCCAUUAGUGACCUCAGCAACACCUACACCACAGCUCUACUGGCAUACGUCUUCACCCUGGCAGGAGACAUGGAGACCCGAGCUCACCUUCUGCAGCACCUGGACACGACUGCAACAAACCAAGGAGGUUUCCUCCACUGGUCUCAGACAGCAACAGAAACGUCAUCCUCUCUGUCUGUGGAGAUCAGCUCCUACGUGCUGCUGGCCAAACUCAGUGCCUCUCCUACUGCUGAAGACCUGGGCUACGCCGCCCGCAUCGUCCGAUGGCUCACAGGGCAGCAGAACUAUUACGGAGGCUUCUCCUCCACACAGGACACGGUGGUGGCUCUUCAGGCUCUGGCUCUCUACUCCACUCUGGUGUUCAGUCCUGAGGGUUCAAGCACAGUGACAGUCCUGUCUCCCAGCGGCAAGCUCACAUUUGAUGUGAACCAGGACAACAAACUGCUCUACCAGGAGGAGGCGCUGAAGGACGUGACAGGAAAGCACAGUGUGGGGGUGAAGGGCACUGCAUGCGCGUCAGUGCAGAUUUCUCUUCACUACAACAUCCCAACUCCUAGUGAUGUUUCCACUCUGAGUGUGCAGGUGAAACCAGUGGCUGACUGCACCAACAAAUCUCAGAGACCCAAAGUCACUCUGAUGUUAAACUCCUUAUACAGUGGAAAUCAGAACAGUACCAACAUGGUGAUUGUGGAUAUCAAAAUGCUCUCUGGUUUUGUCCCAGCCCCAGAGUCUUUGCAACAGCUCAAAGGUGCCGUAUUGGUGGAUCGUGUUGAACAAAAUGAAGAUCACGUUCUCAUGUACAUACGGGAGUUAUCAAAGGACGUAGCCAUCAAUCACAGCUUAGAACUCAUACAGGAGCACUCAGUGCAGAACCUGAAGCCAGCUGUGGUGAAGAUCUAUGACUACUACCAGCCAAGUGACCAGGCUGAAUCAGAAUACACAUUCCCUUGUGUUGCAGGUUGAAAAGUCGCCGGUCCUCAGAUUGUUACUGAUUACAGUAUAAUUUAAAUUUUAUUAAAGACCAAUUUUAUGUGUUUUUUAUGUUUUUAUUUGUUUAAACAUACACAAACAAAUUCAGACAUAAUGGACAAUAAAGUGAUCUUAAAACUGGG